Molecule: messenger RNA, 2473 nt
Organism: Silurus meridionalis
Lineage: Eukaryota; Metazoa; Chordata; Actinopteri; Siluriformes; Siluridae
Gene: fam149a
Product: family with sequence similarity 149 member A
Exons: 15
Coding region: 147-2150 (667 amino acids)
Source: RefSeq, a predicted model, not a curated record
CCACAGAAACAUCUUCGGUCGUUGAGGAACUCAAUCAGUGACGUGCCGAGAGCAGGUUGUGACUUUAAGCGUCCGUAGCUACGCUUUAUCCUUACAGGCGUCUUUACGGCUCAUGAGAACCGAUCUUUAAAUGUGGAAAGUUUUAAAUGCAAGCAAACGUGGAUCACAUUCCAGCGCCUCUGAGCACCUCUGUCUCCUCCAGGUGCUUUGGCUCAUUGGCCAGAAGUUCCGUGUCCAACUUAGAAAAGCAUCAGUCGCACCUUAUCCGGACAUUUCCUUGGGAAAAGAUGAGGAAGGAGCCAGACACAAUGAACUCGAGUCAAGACAGCAGCCUAAGAAAAAAGCUUGUCAGAGAGCCAAACAAAUACAGUUCUACAGUCCCUGUCCAAUUCACCAGAAGUGCUAACAGAGAUCUAUCGAAUGACGAAAGUGUCUGCUCUCAGAGUUCCGCUGGUGACUGUAGCCCAGUGAGCCUUCUCACAACAUGUUCAUGCAGUGCUGGCUAUGCCACAGGCUUCUCCACUGGACACAGCUCCAUCUACUCCUGGAGAUAUGAUGAGUUUGACCGGGAGAAUACCCAACAUGUGCGACAGCUUUUUAGCGCCCUGGAUGAACUGCUGUAUGAAGGUAAAGUGUCCAGUAAGUCAAAGACUCUACGCUUGGAGUGUGAGGAGUGGAACACACACUCCCCCCACCUCAGGAUUUUAGGCAGUCAGCUGGAGCCUCCGAAACAAGAAGGAAUUCAGUAUGUGCAUUGCAGCCCCACUAGGACUCGAGCAUCACCUCCAUGUCUGGAUACAAGAGACAACUACAGCGAGCUAUGCAUUGAGGGUCACAGACUAGCUCCAGGAUCCGUGUCUGGUUUGUCUGUACACUCCGGGUUGCCUAUUUCAGGUCUAUCAUGUUCUUUUAUUCCACAAGAGGAGGAGAUCUAUGAGGUAGAGGGCAGGAUUGAGGAGUUUCUAGCUUAUGAUGGAAGAGAAAAGGACAAUAAUGAAAUGGAUCAGAGGAAGGCCUUUGCCUCCUGGGAUGGUGUACCUCGCAUUUCCCCCAAUGCCUGCAUCCAUGCCGCUGUGGCUGAUGAGCUGUUUGAUGAUGUAUGGCGGGAUGUAGUGAGUUUACUGGAAGUGCUGUUGUGCAAACACUGGGAGAAGCAACACUCUGAUCGAGCAACACAGAGAUGGACACUGGAGAGCUCAAGCCAAAUCUUCACUGAACGUUCAUCACAUCUCCCAUCAAGGGGAAGUCACAUUUUUCCUAGCAGAGGCCACAAUAGCAGGAACAUGUUUCUGUGGCCAAACACAUAUAAUGGGCAGGACUCAAAUGUCUUUAAGACUAAUUUAAAUGGUGUAAUGACAAUCCAAGCGAAACCUUUACAACAGAGACAGCAGGGAUAUGGUGAAAGUUCAUUGUGUGACCUAGAUGAUGGAAGCACCACACUCACUACACUGAAGACCCCAAAUGGACUGAGCACACAGUCACACAAACCCUCUGGCCAGCGGAUUCUCCCCAGACUCGGCGGCAAAGCUCUUCAGCGUCACAACUUCCCAGCACAAACCUCUCUGCGAGGAACCAGAUUAUCCACCGUAGCUGAGGACCUGCUUACCAAACCCAGUGCAGUUCAGAACCACAGACUUCCUCUCAUUCACGUUGACACUGCAAAGCAAGAUUGUAGCAUUCCUGCUCUCAGACAUACACAGCUCAGGGGUCGGAUCAUGAGAGGUGGUGCAGUGCACACAUUGUCUAGCCUUCCACCCCUGAAAGAGCCCACUCUACUGCUGGAGUCCCUAUCCCGCCCCAACACCAACCAGACAUUCAGAUCAGACACAACCAUGAAAUGUUCCUACACAGCCAUGGAUUUUGCCUUUAGUAUGAGGACAGGGAGAAGCCUUUUCACUGGGAACUUCGCCAAAACAGGUGAUGGCACACCGAUGGGUGUAACAGGCUUUAGCAUGGGCAUAACCUCUUCUACAGCAAAUGGCUUUUCUGACUGUGCUGCACCAGCGAAAAGACGCACACAUCUCUCUUCCUCUGAUGGGGAAGGAGGGAACACAACUAUACUUGGAUCAAUAGGUGCUCGGAAGGCAUUAAGUCGGUUUCCAGUACACAGGAGGAAGAAGUUUCACAUGGUAAUACCACAGCAUAUUUAAUAGAUGUUUACAACAUUGAAGGACACUGCAAUGAAUGCAUCUCUUCACUGACUAACAAUGUGUAGGAAUACAAUUUUUUGGUGCUUUGCUGUGCAAGUAAUCACACUUGCACUAAAACAUGUUUUAUUGCCAUUUACACAUUCAUUUAUAAUUAGAAAGAAAUACCCAGAUAGUAGAAGUUCUGUUGACAUUUAAAAUGAACAUAUUUCCAAUUAUAUUCUUAAUUAUUUAGUAUUGAGAAAUCCAUGCCGGUUUUAAAUGCCAAGUUGGUGUAUGUAAAAAUGUAUGUAUUAAUGUAUUGCAAUAAAUCAAUUUUUACUGUA